AUGACUUCAAUAAUUAAAACUAAACAAGCAAUAGUACUUAAAGAAAAAGCAAAUAUUGAGUUAUGGAAUAAAAAUUAUACAUCUGCAUUAAAUUUAUUUACAGAAGCAUUGGAAUUAGAUCCAGAGAAUAUUGAAUACCAUUUGUCAAGAGCAGCUGUUUAUAAUUUAUCAGGAUUAUUUUCAAAUGCAAUUAAAGAAUGCAAAAUUACAUUAGAAAAAGGUAAUAAAAUUAGAAAAGAGAAAUCAAAAGGAUUAUCUAAGAAAGAAGAGGAAGAAGAGGGGGAGGAUGGAGAGGAAGAGGAAGAUGGUGAUGGGGAUGAAGAAAUAAAAGAAAAGAAAAAAAGAAAAAAAGAAAUUGAAGAGAUUGAUUCAAUUCUAUCGAAAGCAUAUGCUAGAAUGGGAUCAGCAUAUCUUGGUGCAAAUCAAUUGAAAGAGAGUAGAACAUGUAUUGAGAGUGCAAUUGUGAUUCAACAAUGUCAAGAAUUUGAUGAAAUGUUACAAAUGAUUGAUGAUUUAAUUGAUUUCUCAACAACGGAAGCAAAGAAUCUAUUUAGAUUAGCCAAUGAUUCAUAUUAUGCUAAAAAAUAUCAAGAAGCAAUUGAAUUAUACACAGAGGCCAUUGAAAUCGAUCAACGAAAUAAUAUACUCUUUUCAAAUCGUUCAAUGUGUUUCAAUAAAUUGAAACGUUAUCAAGAGGCAUUGGAAGAUGCUCAAAAAGCAAUCGAUAUUGAAAAUAGAGAUAGUCAUCAUAGUUAUUUACCACGUUAUGCAAAAGGUAACUCACUUUACUUUUUAGGUCGUUAUCAAGAAGCAUUAGAAUCUUAUCAAGAUUCACUCAAAAAUAAACCAGAUUCACCAGUAUUAUUAAAGAAAAUUAAAAAAACUUUAUUAAAAUUAGAAUCAUCUUCAAUAAAUAAAAAUAAAAAUAAUAAAAAUAAUACUACAACUACAACUACAACUUUAAAUGAUAAUAAUAUUAAUAAUAAUAAUAAUAAUGAGAAUAAUGAAGCAUCAUCAUCAUCAGCAUCAUCUUCUUCAGCAACAAUAAAUAAUAAUAAAAAUGAAAAUAAUAAAAAAGUUAAAAAAAGUAAAAAACAAUCUAAACAACAAAUUAAAGAAUUAAAACCUCAAAAUCCAAUCCAAGAUCAAAUACCAACAAAAUCAUUGUCAUCAAUUAUUUCACCACCUCCAUUACCAAGUUCAAUUGAUAAAUCAUCAAAUUCAAUCGAGAGUAAUUUAGAAACUUCAACACAACUUCAAGAAGAUUAUGAAUUAACAAUGGUACCAGAUCCAACUUCACCAAGUAAACAAACUUUUGUUAAAACAAAUAAUUUACAGAAUGAUGAUAAUAAUGAUGAUGAAGAUGAUGGUUAUGAUGAAAAUGUAAAAUUACAACAACAACAACAACAAAAUGAUGGUGAAAUAGACAAAGAAGAUGAUGAUGGUGAUGAAGAUGAUCAAGAAAAUGAAGAUCCUUUCAAAGAUAGUAGUAAUAAACAAUAUGAAGAAAAGGUAAAUAAAAAAGAAAAAAAAGUUGUUGAUAAUCAUAAUAAUGAUAAAAAAAAAGAAAAAGAAGAAGAGGAGGAAGAAAAUAAAAAGAAACGUUCAAAAGUUCCAUUAAUGUAA
This is a messenger RNA of Dictyostelium discoideum AX4, 1626 nucleotides long. RefSeq lists its product as hypothetical. The record is from RefSeq and is a predicted model, not a curated record. Bases 1 to 1626 code for a protein of 541 amino acids. The transcript is spliced from 2 exons. Lineage: Eukaryota; Evosea; Eumycetozoa; Dictyosteliales; Dictyosteliaceae.